AUGUCUUCAUGCACAGAAGCCGCCAGAAAUAGGACCCGGAUAUGGGCGAUUGGUAAGAUGUCGGGUUGGAAAAAUAGCAGUGCGUUAUUAACGUAUGUGAAAACGAAGGAAUUCUCAGGCAUAAAAUGGUCGAGUGAUGCUCGCAAACCUUCAACUCUGUACGCUUUCGUUGUCGCCGCGCUUGCUACGCUAUCUGUUCGCGGCCAAAGCACUACGUUCACGCCUCUAACGUAUGCUGGUGUUAACAUCGCCGGCUUCGAUUUCGGUUGUGGUACUGAUGGGACAUGCGACAUCACUCAAGCUGAUCCACCUUUGACCCAGCUGGGUGGUUCGGAUGGCCUCGGUCAAAUGACACACUUCAUCAACGAUGAUGGUUACAACAUUUUCCGUCUCCCUGUUGGCUGGCAGUAUCUCACAGACAAUGUAAUGACUGGUACUCUUAACGAGACCAUGUUUGCAAACUACAACAUGCUUGUCGCGGCGUGUCUCAGUACUGGCGCUCACUGUGAGAUCGAUAUUCACAAUUAUGCUCGAUAUGAUGGAGAGAUCAUUGGCCAAGGUGGACCUAGCAACGAGAUCUUUGCGGACCUCUGGUACAACAUUGCAUCAUACUGGAAGGACGAAUCCAACGUCGUUUUCGGAGUUAUGAAUGAGCCUCAUGAUAUCCCCGAUAUCUACACUUGGGCUCAAUCGGUUCAAGCUGCUGUAACCGCUAUCCGUACUGCGGGAGCGACUUCCCAAAUCGUUCUCCUUCCUGGUAACAACUACACUUCUGCAGAGACGUUUGUCUCCAGCGGAUCCGCUGAGGCACUCAACGCGGUGAGAAACCCCGACGGCACCAUCACAAACCUUGUCAUGGAUGUUCAUAAAUACCUUGACUACGACAACUCUGGUACUCAUGCCCCGUGUGUGACCAACAACAUUGCUGAUGCUUGGGAGCCCCUCUCUGUCUGGUUACGUGAGAAUGGCCGUCAGGCACUUAACACUGAGACCGGUGGUGGAGAUGUUACGUCUUGCGUUGCCUACGUUUCCCAGCAAAUUGCGUACCAAGCUGCAAACUCAGAUGUCAUUCUGGGUUACCUUGGUUGGUCCGCUGGUAGCUUCGCCACUGAUUACAUCUUGAGCGAGGUGCCAACCUACAAUGGUACCGGUUGGAACGAUACGUUGUUGGUGAGCGCUGCAAUGGCCCCAUACGUGAACGGCCUUGUGGCCUGA
Serpula lacrymans var. lacrymans S7.9 is the source of this 1215-nucleotide messenger RNA. Its product is annotated as glycoside hydrolase family 5 protein. Gene Ontology annotation, biological process: glucan catabolic process. The coding region runs from base 1 to 1215 and encodes 404 amino acids. The record is from RefSeq and is a predicted model, not a curated record. Gene Ontology annotation, molecular function: hydrolase activity, hydrolyzing O-glycosyl compounds. NCBI's taxonomy places the organism in Eukaryota, Fungi, Basidiomycota, Agaricomycetes, Boletales, Serpulaceae. The transcript has 12 exons.